AUGUCAUAUCCGAUGCCACCGACUUAUCCUGACUGCAGUAACGACCGAAAUACGCCGGUCGAGGCCCGUUCACCGGCCCAGCUCCGCUCCCUUGUCGUCAUUCUCCGUCUCCUGACCGACUUUAUCGACGCUCAUUGGGAAGCUGUGGAAUAUGGCGUCUCCGAGAUGAAACAGGUCGGCGUCGCCCCCGCGGCCGAGCCGUUCACAACCACCGACGACGACGAAACCAACGCGAGUCUCUACGCCGAGUCGGCUGACCAGUCUGGCGGCUACACCCCAUCGGACAAGGAGCGGUACUUUUCCACACGCCCUCCCAAAAUCAACCCCAACCUCGUCAAGCGCACGCUGGGGCUCAUCAUCACCAUCAAGCCCAAGAUCCAGAACAUUGACGAGUUGAUUAGCGCGAAAAACAUUCGAAACCCGUCGUUGCUAACCGAAAUCGAGUACAACUGUAACCGGGCAAUUCGGUUCCUCUGUGCCACAAACUGGGACGAGGUGUAUGCUCUGACACGUUCGAAACUGGCACUUCUCAAACUGCCAGGAGAGGACGACAAUACAGACUACGAGCUCACCGAGCUGGCCUCGCUGCUUUUUCUCGACCGCGACACGCUACUGCCCGUUCUCAAGGACUUUUGGAGUUUGAUCCCACACAUCCGGCGCCCCAAGUGCCAGCAACUGGCCCUCGGCUUUUUGCGCAAGUCCAUCAAACACUGGAUGGUGACACAUGCACGUGACUUGGCUCGGAUCGACGAGAUUGACCACCUCGCGUCCAUCGAGGCCCAGGGCUUCUUCAAUUACAUCUACACGCUUAGCAACCAGCAGAACCAAGGCAACAUGCGGCCCUCGACUUACAAGUUUCUGACCACCUUGAUACUACUGGUGCCCUCGUCGUUCCAAUCCUAUAACUACAAAAAGGGGUUGGAUAGCGGGACCACUGAGAUGGCGUUCCUGCGGCAUCUCAAAAAUAGCCUCAACUCAACUGGGAAGGCCUUCUCGAUAGCCGUCACGUGUGUGUCCGAGAUUGUGUCGUGUGCCCAGCUCAUCUGGCAGUACAAUCGAGAGUCGCCAGUGAUUUCCUUUGCACAAAAGGUGUACCCGGACCUUUACAAUGUGCUGUUUUCCAGCGGGCAUAAGAUUUCGUUUGUGCAAGACUUCGACGAUGUGCAGAGCGGGUUUGUGGCGUCGUACCUGCAUUUGAACCAGGGCGCCAUCUCUCGUGACGUGCUCCCCAUGAUCACCGCCAAGAAUGCGCACCCUCGGUACCUUCAAAAUGUCGUCCAUGGUAUUUCCAAGUCUUGUUCUGGAGUCCAUGGAUCGCCACUCGACACUCCUGCUUUCCAGGAUGCUUACGAGCAGCUCGUUCAGAUGGUGACCCAAAAGAGUAUCCGACAUGCUGUUCUGGAGACUUCACCAACUCCUACGCCUGACCAGGAGCGUGAGCGGCUCAGCCUGGCGUCUAUUCUUCGUGACUCGUUCACCUUUUUUGACCAGUCGUUUGAGUCGCACGAUCCAGGCCUCCAGCAGUCGUACCUCUUCCAGCAAGGCUCCAACAUUAUUCUUCCGAUUGUGAAUGCCAUGUUGAGCGAGGACCUGACGCUGUCACGUGACGCAUCCGCCUUUGCAUCCAAACUGCUGGACCCUCGGAACCUCGAGUCUACGCAGUCGGACGACGUGGUCAAAAUGUACCGCUCUAUUGGUAUGAUGAUCCGGGUACUAUGUGAGAAGAUUGUAAACCCGAACGUACGGGUCGAGUCGCUGACUCUCAUCAAGCGGCGCAUUCUCUUCUCUAAGCUGGAGGGCUACCUCGACGCUCGAUGCUACAUGGCCGAGCAGUACGAGUAUCUCAAGAGCGAGAACUCGGAAGGCAUCACGAUCGAGUCGCCUGAGUCUCGAUUGGCAACCUCUCGAGCCGCAGAGGUGGUCAUUCUCAUGGCACUGGCGUCUCCAGACAUGAAGCUCAAUGUAAUGGCGCUACGGUGUCUAUGCAUCGUUGUCAAGGAGACGUCUCUGACCGAAAACGUCAACUUUUUCCUGGCAAACCCGGACGCGACGAGUUUCACCAUUGCCAAGAACUUCACCGUCUACUCUGACCUCUGCCAGCAGAUUUACGCGCUCACUGGCCCUGCUGCACUCCAGAAACGGCUCAGAAAGUACCUCCAGCGAAUCGACUACCCUUCUGAGUCGAUUACGUCGGUUUGGAAAGAGAUUGAAAAGCGGUGGAGCCGGCUGAACACCAUUUUUGGCCAUCUUUCCGACGCAGAAAUCACCCGAGAUGGACUCAUCAACCAAUGGAGAAACUACUCGGGCUUUCUGGCAUCGCUGUCGGGCUGUUUUGUGCGAUCCACAAGCUCCCAGUUUGCAGACAACCCUGCCGUGCAAAUCAUCCGAGACCAUGUGUACGAGUUUCUGCAGACCAUGGUGGGAUUCAUGGUGUCACCGAGCGCCUUGAUCAGAGAGACUGCGUGUGAAGUACUGGCGAUUGAUGCGUCGCCCCUCGCCUACCAUCACGUGUUCUCCGAGCUCGACCAUCUCAUCAACGACCACGUGACGCGCAAAUCCGACAAUCUGCUGCUGCCCGAGCAGGUUGCAGCCUUUGUGAAGUCGGUGCUCUCCCGAGUCAAUGCCGAGGAAUUUUAUAUCAACGUUGAUCUUGGAGCACUGACGCUUCGUAUCGCCAAACACCUCGAGUCUUACUCGGACUCUGACAGUCACGUGAUCAAACUGAAGCUGCGGGUGUCCAUGUUAGCCCAGACAAUUGCCAAGCUGCAGGAGGGCUUGAAUAUUCGACACAAUGCCGUCUAUCGAACCUCCAUGGUGACAAUUCUGUCGCAAUGGUUCCGGUCGGUGGCUCUGGAAACUGUAGAGCCGUCUUCAGAGCACAUCAAGACGCCCACCACCCAUCUCCAUCGUCAGAAGAUUGACCUUGCGGUCGCUUCCAUCACCGCCAUGGCUCUUUCUCUGGAUUCUCUCGAGUUGGAAACAUCUGAAGAGUCCGUAGAAGCCGACGGGGGCGUAUCGUCUAAGAUUGCAGCCUUUGCGAUGCACUUCAACAUGCUGCUCAAGACGAUCGACAAGUUCUCGCCCGACCAUACAGUCUACAUGAGCCCUGGAGUAGCCUUUUCCAAGGACAAGGUGAGUGCGAUUCGCGAGAAGACAAUUCUGGCCCUGUCCAACUUGAUUUCUUCCAACGCUGACGUGGGACUCAAGUUUGCAUUGCCUCUGGGCUUGCACAAGGACACACGUCUUCGGCUGGCAUUCCUGGAGGUGUUCACCAAGAUGGUGGGCAGCAAGAUCCAGGUUCCGGAGGUGCUGUCUGACGAGCAGCAGUAUGAAAAAUUGGUGGCUUUUGUCAUGACUAACAUGGACAUUACGUAUCUCAUUUGUGAGGGAUGUCCGGGCACAGAGACUGAUAAUCUUAGUGAGCUUCUACUGGACUUGGCAGGUCCCAGAAGUCUGGAGCUGGUGCAGCAGGUGAUUUCUCGCGAGAUUCAGGCUGCCCCUAGUGCCCCAGAGGUGCUGAGACGGAACUGUGUGGCGACGAGAAUGCUCAGCAAGUACGCCAAAAGGGUGGGAGAGGGUUACCUGCGCGAGACUCUGCGAGGAGUGUUGUCACGUGACGUCUCUGACCUCUCUCGUGACGUGAGUGGCAUGUCUGUGACUGACUCGGCGAGUGUGGCAUCUAUGGGCUCUGUGGGCUCUCGUUUGUCAGCUGGAUCACGUGUUCCUGAUGAUAACUUCUCGCCUCGAGGGUCCGUCGACUCUGCACGUGACAUGAGUACCUCGUUCGGGCAGGCCAUUUCUCUGCUUGUGUCUUCAUUUCCCAAAACUCUCUCUCUCGUCCCCCCUCAACUGAAGUCUAUCUGUCACACUAUCUGGACGGUUUUUGAGGCCAGGUUCAAAUCUUCUCCUACCAGUGCAGUUGGUGCCUUCAUCUUUCUCCGAUUCUUUUGCCCUGCAAUUGUAUCACCAGAAAGUGAAGGUUUAGUCACUGCCAAGCUCACUGGUGAGACUCGGAAGGAAUGUCUGCAGCUCGCCAAGCUGCUCCAAAACAUGGCGAACGGCACGUGUGCCCGUGUGCAGAUGGACGGUAUUUCACGUGACUUCCUGGAUUCCCAGACGGGCAUUGUGAGCGGCUUUCUGCGUGACAUUUCAUCGUCACCGGGUGUCAUUCUCGCCCGCGACGAGACCCCUGACCCCGUUGUCUCAGCCGACCUGUACACCUCCCAGCUCGGGCUGCACAAGUUUCUGUACAACCACUGGGAAGACAUUUACCACCGGAUUGCGUUGGACAAGCGUUACAAGAAGCUGCUCCGGUCUCAUCUGCAAACCGAUCACGUGACUGACGACGACAGUGUAGCCCAGAAGAGUAAGAACCUGACUAUCCUGCUCAGCACCAUGAAGAAACCCAAGGCAUUCUACUCGGUGACUGCAGCCUCUGAUGAUGAGGCUCCUAUCCGGCAGUUCAUCCAUAAGAACAUGCACAGAGACGUCUCUGUGGCCACCCAAAAGUCCCAGGUGGUGCACAUGGCUGUGCGGAAGGACGGUAUUCCUGUGAUUGUGGUCAACUGCCGCAUGCAUGACCCCAACACCAUGGACACGGAGUACCUGCUUUAUCGAUUCUAUCAAGUGGCGCUCAAGCUGUGGGAGCAAAAGUUUGCUGUGGUUGUGGACGCCACGUUUUAUACCGACAAGAACUACUUUGACCACACCGUGUUCCGGUCAAUUGCCAAGAUGGCGCCUGCCAAGAUGCUCAGCAACUGCAUUGCUCUGUACUUUCUCAACUGCUCUGUAGGCUUUGGAGACAGAUUCAGACACACCAAGGAGGUGUUUCGAGCAGUGGAGUUUCUCAACCCCGACAAGAUCCCCUGGAGGUUCCUAGACCCCAGCAACAUUGAGGACACGUUCGACAUUACCUCCUUGUCGCUGUUGCCGUACACCGUAGCGCAGCUCAAGGAGGGAGGGUACGAAUACCGUGUGCGGCAAGUGAUGCCUGCAGGCAUGGAGGGCGCCGAGAGCCAGCUAGUGGUGACUGUGCCUGGCCAGCCCCCAUUCCGCAACGUUGAUUUCAAGGUCGGCGAGGAUUUCAUCCGGAUUAUGGCUGCCGACCUUGCGUACCCUUUCCCCGAUGCCCCCUUGAGAACGGUGGACAGUAUUCUGAUCUCUACAGUGUCCGUCGUCAUUGAGACCGAGGAAGGCUUCGUCGUCGUAUACAGCGGUGGCGAGCUGCGGUUCCUAUCUCCUCGAAAGAGCGAGAUCGUGAGAACUAUCAACGAAGUCCGCGCUAGAGAACAUGUUGCCGCAGAGCCUGAAACAGACUUCAACAAGUUGAUUGUCCGACCGGAGGAUGUCAUCCCAGCUCUGCUGAACAUUGGUCUGCGAUCGCUGGUGUCUGACGACAACAGCAUUCGAACAACGGCCUACCGUCUUCUGUGUCUCCUUCAAUCGUCGUUUGCCCUCGAUUUUGGUCAGAAUCUCAUGCCAUGCGAAGGUCUUGGAGUUCCUCAUCUCUCGCUGCAACUGGCAGCGUUCUUAUCCGAGGAAAUCUCCAUCACCCGUCCGGAAAUGACGUAUGACUUUCUGAGCGACUUUUUCACGGCGUUUGAGUCCGUGUCCGACUCAAAGCGCCAGGAGGUGAUUGCGUACGCGAGCCCCUGGAUCAGAAAUAUCUACGAGUACGUGUUUCUGACCGAGCACAAUGGCUACGAGAAGACGGCGCGUCUCAUUGGCCAGUUCUGCGACAUCACAUACCGCAACCCGUCCAACUACCAUUGUUUUGUGCACCAGGUCUGGAAGGUGCUGUGCUCAGAGGACGAGCUGGCUGGAGUGCUCGUUAGCGAGAUUGUGUCUCGUGUUACCUUUUGGCAGGGCCAGGGCCACUCGGCUGACAAGAGCAAGAUUGAAAACAUGGUUUCACUAUUGACCACGUUCCCGUCAAUCUCGCUGUGUGGCAGGAUUGUCGUGGCCACACGUGCCAUUGCCGAGGUGGCUCUGUCAGCAUCACAUAAGAAGCUGUCCAAGCAUCCCAACUGGGACGAGCUGGGUAUUCUUCUGCGAGUGUGCCGGGAAAUUUUCUUUAACGCUCCCAUGCUUGCCACUGAGUAUCUGGCCGACGUGUGUUUCAUCGUUUCCAUCUUCGUUGACUCAGGCUCGCUGCAAUUCCGCCAGUCACUGUACCAUCUCAUGGUGAACACGGCGCACUCGUUCGGUGAGAGCCCCAAGCUGCAGGCGCUGCUGAGUCAGAUCAACGAGCCCAAGACGCGUCUGCUGUUUGGCCUGCACGCCGACAACUACUCGGCGUCGUCAUCCACGGACAUGGAUAACUCUAUCGUUGCCAACGUCGACUAUCUCGAGUCAUGCUGCUCGAUUCUGCUCGAUCUGUUGGAUACGGUUGGCGACAAGGACCAGGCGAAUAUGUGGCGAACGCGGUGGAUAACCUUUGUCGCCCGUGCAGCCUUCAACGACUCGCCGGCUGUCCAGGGCCGGGCCCUGGUUUUGCUGGGAUGUCUGGCCAAGACGGAGGUUGAGGACGACAUGGUGAGACGAGUGGUGGAGCUGUUGGUAAAGCAGAUGACCAUCGAGGAUCCAGAGCUGGCCAGAGACAUGGCCGUGUGUGCCAUCUCGUGUCUCACCAAGAUGGUCAGCGGCCUCGACCCUCGCUCAUCCAUCUAUGUGGACCGGCUCUUCUGGAUCGCCAUUGCCUGUGUGCGAUCCAGCGAGACCACUGAGGUGUUCAACGCUGCCAUGGGUCUGUUGGAUGCUGUUGUCAAGAGCUUGGACAAAUAUGGUGACUUUCUGAACGGCUCUCUGGCUGAUCUGCUCAUGCCGGCGAUCGAGAAUGACACCUCGUGGGCCGAGUUUGACGCGCUAUGUGGCAUCAAGAUGAGCCGCGAGUUCUUUGAGACCGCCGUGUGUGCCACGAUUCUGCGAGGCAUGCAGAAGAGUGUGACACGGCCGAGAACGCUGACAGUGCUCGAGACUCUACUCGAGGUGUCUGCCAAAACGUACGCCAAGACGCCGCGGUCCGAGUUUGACUUCCAGGACGACGAUUACAUGGCCACUACGCCGCCGCACUUGUGCUACCUCUUCUUCUUGCAUCUGUGUUCGCGAUCUCGAUCCAAGUUGCGGUCGUACUACUGGUUGGCUGGAUACAGCGACACUGAACCGACCAUGACGUCGUACAAAUGCCCCGAUGCGCUGUGGACGUACAUUCGGUCCCCACACCCGUCCACAGUAUUCGUUCUGGCUCUUGGAGCUCAGUUGUUCAAGACCUGUGAGGACGACGAGGUGAUGGAGAUGCGGUACCUUGGUGUGUUGAGUACCGCCGCCUCAGAUGCGCCCACGAAGUUCAUCCAGGUGUACUCAGACGUGCGACCAAAGCUGGCGUCGCACUGCUCGGCCACGCUCAACGUGGCGCUGUUGACGGUGGUAACGGAGGUGGUGUGCAAGGUGUUUUCGAUUCCUGACAUUUCCGAGCAGGUGGCGCGAGGACGCGAGACGUUGGAGGCGGGCCUCCGGGAGGCCGAGCUGGAUUGCGUCACGGCAUGUGCGGAGUUCAAUCCCAAGGACAAGGAUUACCGCACUUUCCGUCACGUGGCGGCAAAGAGCGUCAAAUCGCUGCAACCCCACAAGUAUUAUUGA
This is a messenger RNA of Yarrowia lipolytica CLIB122, 7638 nucleotides long. The record is from RefSeq and is a predicted model, not a curated record. Lineage: Eukaryota; Fungi; Ascomycota; Dipodascomycetes; Dipodascales.